AUGCAGGUCCCACUUGAAAAACUCCCACUUGCAAAACUGGAGUCCAAAAACCCUCCUCCUCUCAUUGUCUUCUUCUACCAAUGGCUCCUAACAUCUGCGCCCAACGACCACCUAUUUGCCUUCUACAAGCGCAAAAACUACCUCAAGACAAUCUCCCUCAUUGCCAAAACUGCGCGCGCAAAGGUCCUUAUGUUGCUGGUGUCAAGCACAAGCCAAGUGCUGGUAGAGGCCAGCUACAAGUACGGCAAGCACCCCCUUCUCCCCCGCCUGAUGCCACCCCCCCACCUAAGCGCAAGCCGGGUAGACCACGCAAGGCCCACCCGGCUCCUCCACCGCCACCACUACCCUGAUCACCAUCACCGGCGCAAUCUCUGCCAUCUCCCAAGCCCCAAUGCUACCCAGGGAUUGAUCACCUCCACUCUCCUUGCUCUGCUCCAAUUGCUUGCAAAUCCGGUGGCGGCGGAAUCACACUCCCACAAGCGCAAGCACUACCCAGACCCAGACCCAAGCUUUACUCCAGCCCUCUUCUUGGAAGGCACCCCGGCCACCAUGUUCAAUACGUUGCAGCACCUCAACCUUCCUUGCGCCCAAGGCAUUCCAGCCAACUGUUGCAGUCUUCUGCCCAGCUUGCCCAUCUGGGACGUGACGCAAACACCUCUCCCCAAGUUUAGCCUGGCCUCCUCUGGCCCAUGGGUUGGUGAAUGA
Puccinia triticina is the source of this 705-nucleotide messenger RNA. RefSeq lists its product as uncharacterized. The record is from RefSeq and is a predicted model, not a curated record. NCBI's taxonomy places the organism in Eukaryota, Fungi, Basidiomycota, Pucciniomycetes, Pucciniales, Pucciniaceae. The transcript is spliced from 3 exons. Bases 1 to 705 code for a protein of 234 amino acids.